Neoarthrinium moseri is the source of this 942-nucleotide messenger RNA. RefSeq lists its product as uncharacterized. The transcript has 4 exons. The record is from RefSeq and is a predicted model, not a curated record. The coding region runs from base 1 to 942 and encodes 313 amino acids. Lineage: Eukaryota; Fungi; Ascomycota; Sordariomycetes; Amphisphaeriales; Apiosporaceae.
AUGGCUCAUCGCGACGAGCCUCUGCCGUUCUCGAGAAAGCCGUCUUCGCCCCUCCACUGUUCGCCUCUCGGCUUCCAUGACGAACUAUCUCACCCGACAGUUGGCGGAUGGCCCAGCGGAAUGCCUACAUAUGGAGCCAAGCUCGUCGCCGUGACCGUCACCUCCGCGCUGAAUCGAUUGACGAUGGUGCGAUUGGGGGGCCCAAUGGCCGAUGUCCAGACUCCCGAGAGCUGCGUACCCAUGUGCUCACCUCCAGCACCUCAUCUCGGUGUCACUGGCACACAGGAGCUAGACUUGGACUACAUGGCAGCUGUGAAACCCGUAAACAUGUAUGCCACAUUCGUGAAACCUCCUAUAGCGGACUGGCUUGGACGUCUGUCGUUCUCCGCGCCGACCGGAUCAGAGGCCAACUGCGCUUUAUCAGACGGCCAGAAUGAUGUGUCAGCCGCCAUCUUGAGGAGAGCGAUCAUUGUGCACCGUACGGAACUACUGCACAGCAGUUCGGUAGCAAGAAUGGCUGAGAACAUGGCCCCAGUGCGGGACGGGGACACGGCUCACGAAGCGCCGAUAGGAGUUCUGCACUCACGAUUCGCCAGGCCGUCAGAUCUGCGCGUGGCUUCAGGGAUCAUUCCCACAGAACCCAGGCUCUUUCUGGCAUGGCCCUCUGCCUCCGGCUCAACUAGUUGUCCGCCGCAUCCACAGGCCUCGGGUCCACAUCUCAUGGGUCUGUCGACGGGGCCUUUCGCCCAGGUCCACCACCAUUUUCGUUUAGCACAAGCAAAGGGCUCCAGCCGGCUUCCCCUUCACGGCGACGCCGCAGCUGCCCGUCUGACGAAAUUGCAUUGGCUCAUUAUUCCCGACCCUGUCUGGCCUCUGCCCCAUGCUGAGCGGCAGACGUCAGUGAGUGAAGAUGGGAUCAAUCACUGGCCAUGGGGCUGGUAG